GGGGAAUACGUGUGGAAGCAACAUGUCGGGAUCCUCCACCCCGUAUGGAUGCUGCCUAUUGCAAACAAUAUGGCCACUUCAUCGCCCGGUGCCCUCUGCUUGGCCGGGUUGAUGGCUGGAUCUCUGGAACAUCGAUUGGCCAACCUCCAGUUUUGAACCCUCAAUACGCGCCAAGUGCUCCCCCGCUGGCGGCCCUGGCGCAGCAGGUUGUGAACACAACACCAUCCGCUGGAGCAUCUAGCUCCAACUCGAGAUCGCCUUCACCUGCUCCGACGGUCUCCAACGCGAUCAUGCCGUAUCAACCAAGGACCACUAAUGGGCAGUUUGGUGGCGGUGGCGGUUGGAACAAUCAGUUUAGAGGCAACCAAGGUGAGAUCGCUUCGUUGCACCGAGAACUGGUGAACAGCGACCGAGAGAAGAGAGAGAAACGGAGGGAGUUCGAGGAGAAGAAGCUGAAAGAAGAGCAACUAGCCAAGUUCAAGGAAGAAGAGGAAAAGAGGCGGGACGAUGAGGCGAAGAAGGAAGCGGUUAAAGAAGUUCGCUCGGCAAAGCUGUUCGCCGAACAGUUCGCAACCAUGAGUAAGAAGAAGGGUGAAGAAGUCGACCCCAAGCGCGAUCCUGCAAAAGGCAAAGAAAAGGAGGACGAAAGGAGUGUCGAUGCUAGACCGAAGGUCAAGGACGGAGGCAUCAGGAUUAGCAACGACGAUAUGAAGAAGCGUGGUCAAGAGGUGCUUCAAGGCGGUUCCCCUGUGCAACCCGAUGCUGGACGACAGACGACCCAGCCGGAACCCACGAUCAGUCCUCUUAAUGUCGGACUCCUGGUGAUGAGCUUCAACAGGCUUAAACGCGAUCAAGACUCAUUUCAGAGGAACCAGAAAUCUAUGCUUCAUCGCAUGGUGUCAUCUUUCUGGGGGGAACGUUUCGAUCGGGCCAAGGAGGCGUCGUCAGUGGGUAGGAGUUCUUUCCGCGGACGGGAUUUUACAUCUGUUCAUGUUAUUCGACUGCACGGAUCGACCGGUCUCGGGUUCGAUCGAGUACGUGAAGGCAAGAAGGCGGUUGUGGCUUCCACUGGGGUAGCGGCACAAAAACGAUACCUGGAAGACAUGACGAAGGAACUCAUUAAGGAGUACAAGGCUGACUUGGAGAUUCUUUGCCAGAAGGACAACAUCAAAUACGUCAAUAAGAAGCAGGCAGCGAGCGAACUUGCGGAACUUCGUACCCGUGACGCCUACGGUGAAGCUGACUCGGAAGAGAAGGACGACGAGGAUCUGAUCAACGCCGUUACGUCUGAGGAGCAAGAGGAGAAUCCCUCCUGACGUCUUUCUGUGACACGGGUUGGCUUUGGCGCCAAGCCCAUGCCACCAUGACAGCGAGAAGAGAGAUGGGUAUGAAGGGUGGCAAGCUUUAGCAGU
This is a messenger RNA of Chara braunii, 1412 nucleotides long. The record is from the annotation of a GenBank genome assembly. NCBI's taxonomy places the organism in Eukaryota, Viridiplantae, Streptophyta, Charophyceae, Charales, Characeae.